AUGCUACAGUUAAGUGAGAACCUGGGAGAAGGGUUCAGUCCGACGGCCACGUUGGCCCGAGGAUGUUCACGAAGUCCAGGCUUUGUGUUGCAUCCGUGCAGAUAUAAUAAAAGAGAAGAAGAUUUUCCUAGUCUAAGAGAGUAUAAUGAUUUCCUGGAAGAAGUGGAGGAAAUUGUCUUCAACUUGACCAACAAUGUAGAUUUGGAGAACACCAAAAAGAAAAUGGAAAUAUAUCAAAAGGAAAACAAAGAUGUCAUUCAGAAAAAUAAGUUAAAGCUGACUCGGGAGCAGGAGGAACUGGAGGAAGCUCUGGAAGUGGAACGACAGGAAAGUGAGCAGCGAAGACUGUUUAUCCAGAAGGAGGAAGAACUGCAGCAGGUUCUGAAAAGGAAGAACAAGCAGGCCUUUCUAGACGAGCUAGAGAGCUCUGACCUCCCUGUCGCUCUGCUCUUGGCUCAGCAUAAAGACAGAUCUACUCAGCUGGAAAUGCAGUUAGAGAAGCCCAGGUCCACGAAGCCAGUCACGUUUUCCACAGGCAUUAAAAUGGGUCAGCAGAUUUCUUUAGCACCGAUCCAGAAACUUGAAGAGGCUCUCUAUGAGUACCAGCCCCUGCAGAUAGAGACCUGUGGACCUCAGGUUCCCGAGCUGGAGAUGUUAGGAAGACUUGGGUAUUUAAACCACGUCCGAGCGGCCUCUCCACAGGACCUUGCGGGGGGCUACACGUCUUCUCUUGCCUGUCACAGAGCACUCCAGGAUGCAUUCAGUGGGCUUUUCUGGCAGCCCAGAUGAACCUGUCUUCUCCUUCAUGGGAGCGGUAAAGAAAUUUGUGAAGCGGCAGCGCACACAGCUGUACAGCUGCACCGCCUCUCGCUGCUGUGCUCAGGUGCUUACUACAGUCUGAACCAAGCUGAGAAUGUGUUGCAUAUAGAUGCCUGGAAGAGCUUUAUUUUUUACUUCUGUUCUUCAGAGACAGAUUGAAGCAUUGACUCUCAUCAGACAGGAAUGGAAUAAAUGAUUUCCCUAUGUAUGGAGUUUGACAGACUUAUAAAAAUUUUUUUUAAUAAAACUUGACUUUAU
Microtus ochrogaster (prairie vole) is the source of this 1077-nucleotide messenger RNA. It is a transcript of the gene Mnat1, whose product is annotated as MNAT1, CDK activating kinase assembly factor. Bases 1 to 789 code for a protein of 262 amino acids. Gene Ontology annotation, cellular component: transcription factor TFIIH holo complex. Gene Ontology annotation, molecular function: cyclin-dependent protein serine/threonine kinase activator activity. NCBI's taxonomy places the organism in Eukaryota, Metazoa, Chordata, Mammalia, Rodentia, Cricetidae. The record is from RefSeq and is a predicted model, not a curated record. The transcript is spliced from 7 exons. Gene Ontology annotation, biological process: positive regulation of cyclin-dependent protein serine/threonine kinase activity; nucleotide-excision repair; regulation of transcription by RNA polymerase II.